Medicago truncatula (barrel medic) is the source of this 1514-nucleotide messenger RNA. RefSeq lists its product as uncharacterized. Lineage: Eukaryota; Viridiplantae; Streptophyta; Magnoliopsida; Fabales; Fabaceae. The transcript has 3 exons. The record is from RefSeq and is a predicted model, not a curated record. Bases 451 to 1380 code for a protein of 309 amino acids.
AAUAAAACAAGCUGCCGACACUUUCAGCAGCCAGUGAUGUUUGGUUCAAAAGCCUUUAUGUUUUGUUCCAAGCCUUUCAUUCACUUACUUUACUCACCCUUUUAAUUUCAAAGCACUAGCACUUCUGCAUUUAUUCUCUUUACUUCCAUUUCCUUGCAAAGUGCAAACAAACUCAUCAUAUCAUAUCUAUUCAAAAACCAUUAUCUCAUUUAUUUCCAUUUCUUUGAGAGUUUCUUGCUACUUGUUCACUUUUGCUGAUAUACACUUAACACAUGCAUACAUAUACACUGCUUAGUUUCAUGAAUUCAGUAACACAAGUUCUCAAUAUUGUUUUCUAGUACUAGUUACUAUUAAGCUCUCUAUAAUAUUGCAUUUGCAUAUGUACAAACUUCAAGUGUGUGCGUGUGUGUAAGUGACACUUGAAAUUGAUAUUAAUAUACAUAAGUAACUAUGCUUUCUGCAAAAUCAGAAUCUGAUAUAACUAGUUUAGCUCCAUCUUCACCAUCAAGAUCUCCAAAGAGACCUGUAUACUAUGUACAAAGUCCUUCAAGAGAUUCACAUGAUGGAGACAAGUCAUCUUCCAUGCAAGCUACUCCAAUAUCAAACAGUCCUAUGGAGUCUCCUUCACAUCCUUCUUUUGGCCGCCACUCGAGAAACUCUUCUGCUAGUCGGUUUUCGGGGAUUUUUAGGUCAUCUUCAGGAAGGAAAGGUAGUAGAAAGAGGAAUGAUAAAGGGUGGCCUGAGUGUGGUGUUAUUCUUGAAGAAGGUUCUUAUCGUGAAUUCGAGGAUAUGUCUUUUGCUAGAAGAUUUCAAGCUUUGAUUGCUGUGUUUACUUUUCUGGUUGUUUUUACUGUGUUUUGCUUGAUCAUUUGGGGUGCUAGCAGGCCUUUCAAGGCAGAAGUUACUGUCAAGAGUUUGGCAGUACAUAAUCUAUAUGUUUGGGAGGGUACAGACCACACAGGAGUCCCAACAAAAAUUCUGACAAUUAAUAGCACUUUGCACAUGAACAUAUACAACCCUGCUACAUUUUUUGGCAUCCAUGUCCACACUUCACCGAUCAAUCUUGUUUACUCAGAUAUCAGUAUCGCAACCGGUGAGUUGAAGAAACACUAUCAGCCAAGAAAGAGUCACCGUAUUGUAUCAGUGAACUUGGAAGGUAAUAAAAUUCCCCUUUAUGGAGCUGGAUCAACCAUAACAGUUUCACAAACCGGAAGCGUUGAAGUAGCACUUGUGUUGAAGUUUGAAAUCCGAUCGCGAGGAGAUGUGGUGGGGAAACUGGUGAGGACAAGGCAUCAUAAGGAAAUCACUUGUCCUUUAGUUAUCAAUUCUGCUGGAACAAAACCUAUUAAAUUCAAGAAGAAUUCAUGCACAUAUGAGUGAUAUGAUUGAUUUGUUCAUUUUGUGAAAGUUCAUGUAUCUUGAGAUUGUAACUUAAAAUUGUAUAAUUUAAAGUUUUUGAGAUUGAGGAAGUCCAUUUGCAAGAGAAGUUUUUGAAUCAUUCUGUAUUUUACUCA